GCGCCGACCCCGGGCCAGGCCUGGCGGUGGGGGGCGGUGUGUGGGUGGUGGUGGUGGUGGUCUAGGGGGCGAUGGCGCUGCAGGCUCGGGCUUUGUAUGAUUUCCAGAGUGAGAAUGUGGGUGAGAUCUCGGUGCGGGAGGACGAGGUGCUGACCGUUUACAGUGAGCACGAUAUUGAUGGCUGGCUGGAGGGGGUCAACAGCCGGGGGGAGAGGGGUCUCUUCCCGGCCUCCUAUGUGCAGAUCGUGCGGGCGGCGGGCGGCGGGGCAGCGCCCGGAGAGCCCCCCGCCUCCCGUUACGCCAAUGUCCCGCCGGGGCCGGGGCCGGGUCCUGGCAGCACCUUCUGCCCUCCGCCUCUCAUCCAGGUACCGCCGGCGGCAGGAGGCGGCGGCGGCGGCGGCCCCGGCCCUGGGCCUGGCUUGGUGCAGCUGGCCGGCCUCCAGCACCAGGCGUCGGGCAGCGGCGACGACGACGACUGGGACGACGACUGGGACGACAACUCGACGGUGGCGGACGAGCCGCUGUCGAGCUCAGGCGGAGCUUCGGGUUUCUCGCCGGAGCUGGACGGCCCGGGCCGGUAUAAAGUGAGUACGGGGGCCCGGGCGGGCGGGGCGGCCUCGUCGGGCUCCUCGAAGAGCACGGCGACCGUCAGCCGCAACCUGAACCGCUUCUCCACCUUCGUCAAGUCGGGCGGCGAGGCGUUCAUCCUGGGGGAGGCGGCGGGCUUCGUCAAGGACGGGGACCGGAUCUGUGUGGUGAGCGGGCCGCACGGCCCCGAGUGGCAGGAGGACCCUUACCCGUUCAGCUGCUCCAUCGACGAGCCCACCAAGCAGACCAAGUUCAAGGGCAUCAAGAGCUACAUCUCGUACCGCCUGGUGCCCAGUCACACCCAGAGCCCGGUCAACCGCCGCUACAAACACUUCGACUGGCUGUACGGCCGCCUGGUGGAGAAGUUCCCGGUCAUCUCGGUGCCGCACAUCCCGGAGAAGCAGGCCACCGGCCGCUUCGAGGAGGACUUCAUCUCCAAGCGCAAGAAGGGCCUGAUCCUGUGGAUGAACCACAUGACGAGCCACCCGGUGCUGGCCCGCUGCGACGUCUUCCAGCACUUCCUCACCUGCAGCGACGAGAAGGCCUGGAAGCAGGGCAAGCGCAAGGCCGAGAAGGACGACAUGGUCGGCGGCAACUUCUUCCUGACCCUCAGCACCCCGGCCAGCCCGCUCGACCUGCAGGAGGUCGAGAGCCGCGUCGACGGCUUCAAGAGCUUCACCAAGAGGAUGGACGAGAGCGUCUUCCAGCUGAGCCACACCGCCAACGAGUUCGCCAGGAAGCAGGCGGUGGGCUUCAAGAAGGAAUACCAGAAAGUGGGCACCUCUUUCCGACUGCUGAGCCAGGCCUUCGAGAUGGACCAGCAGACCUUCUCGGCGGGACUCAACCGCGCCAUCGCCUUCACCGGGGACGCCUACGAUGCUAUCGGAGAACUUUUCGCAGAACAGCCCAAACAAGACAUAGACCCGAUCGUGGACUUACUAGCACUUUAUCAGGGGCACUUGACCAAUUUCCCCGAUAUCAUCCACGUCCAGAAAGGUGCUCUAACCAAAGUAAAGGAGAGUAAACGGCAUGUGGAAGAAGGGAAGAUGGAAUUGCAGCAGGCAGAUGGAGUCCGCGAGCGCUGUGACACUAUUUCUUUUGCUACACUGGCUGAGAUUCACCAUUUUCACACUAUUCGUGUGUCGGACUUCAAGACACAAAUGCAGCAUUUUCUUCAGCAGCAGAUCCAUUUUUACCAGAAGGAACAGGAUAUGAUGCUCAAAUCGCCAGUUCCGAUGUGCCACAGAGAAAAAUCGCAACAAUCUCCUCUGAAGACAAACAUAGGACAUGAUGGAUAGAGUACCCUUCAUCAUCCAGUACCCAAACUACACCAUGUUUUUCACAGACUUCAACAUGUCAUCGAUGACAAUGAACAUCUCGCCAAGAUCGUCCCUACACCCCGACUUCUCACCAGGAAACAACUGCCACACCUUAAACAGACCAUCAUUCGCAGCAAACUACCCGGCCUUCCGGACACCGUCGACCACAACACCGCACUACCCUGCCAUGGUAACCUCUGUAAGAUAUGUCAGAUCAUUGCCAUGGACACUACCGUCACACGUGGAAGGAAUACAUACACAGCAAAUAUUCAUGCGACAACAACAAAAACAAAGUUGCUGGAAAAGUUCAGCAGGUCUGGCAGCAUCUGUGGAGGAGAAAACAGAGUUAACGUUUCGGGUCCUCAGAGCAGUUCUGAGAAAGGGUCACUGGACCUGAAACAUUAACAUUUUGUAAUUGUCUCUCUGCUUCAAUUAGUUGGAUUAUAGGUCAUUCCUUUCACUUACCAUUCUGCUGUUGGCACUUUACUCAUACCGUCUAACACUUUUGAUCACCUGCAGAAAUUAUUAUUGGACACUCUACUCAUAGCAUUUAUAUGAUCUUUCGAUCUC
Messenger RNA from Stegostoma tigrinum, 2477 nucleotides. RefSeq names its product sorting nexin-18-like. Bases 72 to 1886 code for a protein of 604 amino acids. Gene Ontology annotation, cellular component: plasma membrane; cytoplasmic vesicle. The transcript has 3 exons. Gene Ontology annotation, biological process: endocytosis; protein transport; cleavage furrow formation. Gene Ontology annotation, molecular function: protein binding; phosphatidylinositol binding. NCBI's taxonomy places the organism in Eukaryota, Metazoa, Chordata, Chondrichthyes, Orectolobiformes, Stegostomatidae. The record is from RefSeq and is a predicted model, not a curated record.